Messenger RNA from Anisakis simplex (herring worm), 130 nucleotides. NCBI's taxonomy places the organism in Eukaryota, Metazoa, Nematoda, Chromadorea, Rhabditida, Anisakidae. The record is from the annotation of a GenBank genome assembly.
AACGGUGGUCUUGGUCGUGAUGGGCAUACAUCAGCACACUCCGAGAUCAUACAAGCUCGAAUCAGACGCAGGGUGGCCAGGGAUUCGUCUUCUCCGGCUUGGCCCGGUAUAUGACCCAGUUCAUGAGUAG